AGGAAUAUAUUAGCAAAUGGUGUGUGCAGAUUUAACGCUAAUGGUUUUAUUUAUUUUGCCACUUUAAUUUGUUCAAGGGUCAUAAUGACUUGAGUUGGGUUAUUAAGAAAUUGCUUCAUUUGUCUGUGUGGUUUCCUCUUGUAUCUUUCAUAAUAAUAAGUAGGUACAAGACCUUAGAUCUUAUGCUAGAGUAACUGUAGGAGUGGAAACCUGAUUUUUAUGAAAAUUAAUAUCCGAAUAGAAUGGCACUAGAAAAUGUAUCAUCAGAAAUGGAGAAUAAAACUGAGAGAGCUGGUCUCCGAACUGACAUCAAGUCACGCCUUGACAGGCUUGGUAAUCUGUAUUCAGAUAAGCCAACCCUCUCUUCACCUAUACAUCGGACAGAGCUGGAGUUCUCUGCAGCCACACCUCCAAAGCAGAAGCAAGAGCCAAGACAAACAAAGCCGGAAGGCAAAAAGAAGUUCGGUAGAUUUGCAGCACUCGCUGACCAGAUCAAUAACUGGGAGGAUGAUCUCACCCAUCAUAAUUUCCAUCCUGAAACAAGUGCAAACAAGGCGAUGCCCAAACAUAUGACCAAGCAAGAGAAAAUGGAGUCCUCAACAUUGGAUGUGUCCAUACACUCUAUCAGUGAUAUCAACAAAGCUCUCCAAACAAACGCGAAGGCUACACAGCCUAAGUUCAACGCGCACACAUUCACAAAGCCCAACAUCAACGAGUGCCAACAGCUACAGAAACAAAUAGUAGCAGAAUUGGAGCCGAGGCGCGCAUCGACAACCCCCAGUGAGGAGCCAGCCCCCGACAUGGCGACUAUGGUGGCUAGCGCGCCACCCAACCCGGUCACGAAAAAACCGUCCAUUAAGAAGUACAGGGCGCCAACGCCGCCUCACAACACAAACAACGAAGACGAAAAAGACAAAGAGAACAACGUGGUGCAAAAUGACGCCAAUGAUAACGGCGCGAGUGAUUGUAUACAAACAAAACCCGUACCGGCUGAGAAGCCGGUCAUUGAAAAGGGCUCCCCCGUAAUAAAAAAAUUGGCGCCGAAACUGAACGGCAACGUUGAUAGGAGCUCGGUUCUGUCUAAAGCUGCGAUGUUCGAAGCGGGCAGCCCGAGGGCCAAGGAUCCGGCCGAGAUGUCAUUGAGGGAACGCAAGGCCCUAUUCGAAAAAAACAAGGGAGCAGCGAUUAUUCCAAAGGCACCCUUCGGAAUGGCACCCUCCGUCAAGACACUGCACGGUGACAAUAAAGAUUUGAAAUCUGUUAAAACCCACACCAGUGCUAAGACGACGCCAACGAAGUCUAACAACUCUUCGUCGAGUAACUCUACGACUAAUUCCAAAGACAAUCUGAACGAUGAUAACAUCAGUCAGAGCUCAAUCGGUGGCGGUAUAAGAGGGAAAUUAGCGGCACUGUUCAACAAGGAACAAACGAUAAGCGAGACAACAAUAGCGAACAAAUUUAAACAGGAAAGAGAAAAAGAGAUGGAGAUGCUACAGAACAGAUUCCACUAUAAGCCAAACAAUGAAAAACCAGACCAUAAUAACGAUUCGGACGACGAUCAAAGCGAUCAUGAUCCUUCAGAGAAAGCGCCCCUCAUGGGGAGCGCAUUAAAUUUAGCGAACUCUAAUAAGAAGCCGGAGAUUAUCUCCAAUGCACCCAAAGUCACUUUCGAUGAGAAACGAGAUAUAGAGCCUGCAGUAAAAGAAAUCGAAAAGGAGAAGAUUACGACACAACCUGUUAAAAGGAGAAGUUCGCAAUCCACAGACUCACCAAUAGUACUAUCAGUUUUAGAAGACGUGAAAAGGAUAAAAGUGAACAAUAAUAAGAAGGAGGUUGAAGCCAACGGGGUUGUGACGCAACAGCCCAGCCUCUAUCCCCACCUAUCCGACAUAGAGACGGACAAUUCCCACACGCAAGACGAAUAUUCCGACUGCGGGGGAUCAAGCACCGACGAGAGAGGGCAGUGUAAUUCAAAAGACAAUCUAAAUAAAUCUGACAACUGGGCUGAAACAUCGUUUGGUAGAGAAGUCAUGAACGUGGUAAAGAAAAACAAUACCAGUUACCAGAAGGCGGUGCGUGAGAGUCUGUCGGACAGCUCUGAAGUUAACUGCGACAGCGAGCUGGACGAUAUGCUCGACGAAGCGUUGAACGAAGAUGGGCCAACCCCGCCUAAAGUAAACAAGCAAGGCAGCAUAUCGUCGUCCACCAGUUUCGUAUACCAGGAGCGGGCUAAGUUUAAAUCACCUCAGAAACCGUCGGCGCCGGCGACGGUCGGAACUCCGCGCGUCGACCGCGGCAACGAGCUCGUUCACAGCGUCAGUUUCUACCGGCGCAUGCAGAAUGCCUCGUCCACACCAUCGACGCCAGUGCGUAUAGUUCGCCAUACGUCGCCGGAACGAGAACCCGCUACCCCUGACGAACCAUCCACUGCCGUCACCACUGUGCGUCAACGCAUAAGAGAGUUGCAACAAGAAGUGGCUAAACAGCAAACAGUUAUAUCGCAGGCAAGUCAAGCCCUGAACCUCUGCGCCGCUACCAUAGAAUUCAGCGGAUCCACGGAACAGGCGGAGGGGGAAAGGCUACUGUUAUUAGCGACCCAUCGCCGUCAAGCGUGCCUCCACGAGAUCCAAAGGCUUCAAGUGGAAGGCGCUGGACCAGCAGGGAAAGCUGGCAUGGCCACACUCCACAUCGACAGCAUCACUUUACCGCUGAGGAGAGAUUAUAUGCGACAACUCAACGCUGAUGGCGCCACUGGUCACCACGUAGUCUGCCUCCUUAAGUGCCGUGACCGCGUGUUAGCCACCAGUAUGCAACUCACCCAGCCCACCGCUGCCUCGCUGCAUUUCCCCGACGAAAUACGAAUGGACGGGCUCGCUGGAGACUUUCAUGUCACAAUUGAAGUGUACAUGCUGCCAGCCUCGAAAGAAUUUCUGCCCCAUGAAGUCAAAUACCACAUCACAAACAAAAAGUCCAGUUCUAAGCUGCUCACGCCCAAGUCUAAAGUGUCGGAGCUUAAAGCGCCGCGCACACAGAGCCCGGGCGGCCCGCUGGCGGCUAGAUCGCCGCAGUUCCAACCGCACGGCUACUGCAUAUUCGCGUUACCGCAAGCUAGUAGGCGCACCUUUACGUUGAGCAAGUUACCAGCGGGCAGUCCUCUAGAAGGCAGCCUGACCGUCGACAUGAAGGCGAGGCUUUUAGUCUCGCCACCGCCUCCAUAUUCCGCUUUCCUGACGGCAUUCGAGGACGUCAGCGGAUUGGGCGCGUGGCACCGACGCUGGUUCAAAUUACGCCCGCCACUGCUCUCCUAUUGGCGGUACCCGGACGACGACAAUAAAAAGCCUCCGAUCGGGGACAUUGACCUAUCAACAGUGAUCUCCGACAAGGUGAUUAAAGCACCGCGUGAUGUCUGCGCUCGCCCCAACACUUUACUAUUAGAGUGUGAAGCUCCUUGCGGUCUAGAAGUCCCAGAUUCUUCUCUCGUUUGCUUCAAACGAUCAGACGGUAUUAUAGUAAGGAGACAUUUACUUGCAGCUGACACCCCUGAACAGAGAGACAAGUGGUUGGAAUCCCUCAAUAGGGCCCUGGAAUACUGCAGGUGCACCCCUAGUGAUGAGCGUUGAAUUUAAUUUUGUGAUUUUACAACAGAUGGCGUUGAUGUUUUUAUCCAGUUAGUGUUAGAUUCUUAGAAAUAACUACAUUCGUCAUUAAGCGAAUCCGUCUAAUAUAUGAACAAAAGGUCUUUUCUAUAUCAAACUUUAUUUCUUUUACUAAGUUAACAUAAUAAUUGUUGACUAAGAUCUUGCGUCACUUACAAAUGACUAAUCGUCAUGAUUCUCAUGACGUUUCUCGUUAAAAUAUUAACAAGCAUCUAACACGUUACCAUAAUAAUUAACCAAAAGUUAUAAUAUUCAUUUAAUAAAUUAUAGACAUUCAAAUUGUUUAUGGCAAAAAUUAUCUGCAAUAUCGCUAUAUUAUUAUACAGCAUUGACGACCAACAAAAAUAUAUAAAAUAUUUUCAUAAUUUCAUUCAUGCAAUUAACAACAACGCCAUCUGUGACAUUCUUACAAUACGACGGACUAACAUAACUGUAUUUGAGAACAUCACGUUACAAAAUACUCUUUAAUAACUUAAUACUGACUGACUGACACUUACAAAGCCAGGUGCUUUAUUAGUUUCGUAAUAAGUUGAUAGAAUCUUUCAAAUCAUUGACUAUGUCAAAGGCAUACAGUUUUUAUUAAACUAGAAAUAAAAUGUAUGAUAUUUUUUAGUAUAUUUUUUAUAUAUAUACGAAAUAUAAACAUUGAUGACAAAGGACACAUUUCGACCUGAUUGGCAAUAUUAAAUUAUGCAAUAUUGUCCAUACAAAAGUAAUUAGGUACUAAAUUUAUUGUGGUUUCUAUUUGAUUUACCUAUAUCAGUUCAUACGGAACACAACUUCGGCGUUUCUAGUGUUAAAAACAACACUACAUUAGUAUUCUUAAGAAUACCCAAGUAUUUCUUCUUUUAGGUUCGAAAUUGCUUACAAUUUUUAGACUAAAUUAUGUUACUGUGUUUCUGUUAGGUUUUGUUAUAACAUAGAUUAUAGUUGACUGAGUUACUUAGCUUUAAUUAAGUCUCGUAUAUUAAGAGUUCUUAUUAAAAUUAAAAAUUGGUAUUUGAGUGUAGGAGUGUUGUUUGAGAUCUUUUGUUGUACGGCUAGAAAUAUCUCUUCGGACUUUGAAUGAAGACCUAUUGGUACAAAAUAAUUGUAAUGUAUGUCUAGAGUAAAAUAUCGUUAUAAAAAUCAAGAUACUGGGGAUUCAGUUUUUGUAUCAUUAUAUUUUUUGGAAAUUGGUACUUUGUAUAAUUUUUAAAUAUACAAUCAUUCAUGUCACAUAACUAUGUUUAUUAUUCCAUAUUUUUAAAUAAAUGUAAAAUGCAAAUAGAAUUCGCUUUUAUUAAGAUACUUAUGUAGCAAUACAAAAAUUGUAUAAUCUAUUUUUAAUACGCGUGUACAUAAAAUCAAUUUAUUUCAAUAAAAUACUUUAA
Chilo suppressalis (striped riceborer) is the source of this 5029-nucleotide messenger RNA. The record is from the annotation of a GenBank genome assembly. NCBI's taxonomy places the organism in Eukaryota, Metazoa, Arthropoda, Insecta, Lepidoptera, Crambidae.